CUCAUCCCUUCACUCGCCAUAGAUGUCUGUCCCUUUCGCCAACUCUCACAACUCACGUGCUUCUCCGUGCACCCCUGCAGCCCCAGCCCAGUUUGUCCAGCAUCCCCAGUCCAUCUCCAGGCCUGCCGGGACCACCGCCAUGUUCACCUGCCAAGCCCAGGGGGAGCCGCCCCCUCACGUCACGUGGCUGAAGAAUGGCCAGGUGUUGGGGCCUGGAGGUCACGUCAGGCUCAAGAAUAACAACAGCACGCUGACCAUCUCUGGGAUCGGUCCUGAAGACGAGGCCAUCUACCAGUGUGUGGCCGAGAACAGCGCUGGCUCCUCACAGGCCAGCGCCAGGCUGACGGUGCUGUGGGCCGAGGGGCUGCCCGGGCCGCCCCGCAACGUGCGGGCGGUGCCCGUGUCGUCUGGCGAGGUCCGCGUGUCCUGGAGUGAGCCCCUGGUCAACACCAAGGAGAUCAUCGGCUACGUCCUACACAUCAGGAAGGCUGCGGACCCACCUGAGCUGGAGUAUCAGGAAGCCGUGAGCAAGAGCACCUUCCAGCACUUGGUGAGCGACCUGGAGCCCUCCACGGCCUACAGCUUUUACAUCAAGGCCUACACGCCCAGGGGGGCCAGCUCAGCCUCGGCCCCCACGCUGGCCAGCACCCUGGGCGAAGCCCCUGCCCCUCCCCCGCUGUCGGUGCGGGUCCUGGGAAGCUCCUCCCUGCAGCUGCUGUGGGAGCCCUGGCCCCGGCUAGUGCAGCACGAAGGGGGCUUCAAGUUGUUUUACCGCCCAGCAAGCAAGGCCACCUUCACCGGCCCCAUCCUGCUGCCCGGAACGGUCUCCUCCUACAACCUCAGCCAGCUCGACCCUGCCGCCGUCUAUGAGGUGAAGCUGCUCGCCUAUAACCAGCACGGGGAAGGCAACGCCACGGUCCGCUUCGUGUCCCUGCGGGGCACAGCUGAGAGGACAGCCCUGAGCCCGCCGUGUGACUGCCGGAAGGAGGAAGUCGCCAACCAGACGUCCACCACGGGCAUCGUCAUUGGAAUCCAUAUCGGGGUCACCUGCAUCAUCUUUUGUGUCCUCUUCCUCCUGUUCGGACAGAGGGGCAGGGUCCUCCUGUGUAAGGGUGUGGAAAUCCAGCUCUCGCCUCCCCAGGGCCCUCGCAGCCAGAGGGACCCUGGCAUCCUGGCCCUGAACGGGGCGGGACGGGGAGAGCGGGGCCAGCCGGGCCGAGGCGAGCACCGUGUGGACGUGAAGGAGCUGGAGCAGCUGUUCCCCCAGGCCGGGGUGGCCAGGCAGCUGGACCCCCGCCCGCCGGGUCCUGCAGCCCCUGCCCCAAGAGAAGAGACCCAGCUGGCCCUGCUCCCGCUCCAGGGGUUCAGCCUUCUGGAGAGGCGGAGGUCAGAGGCCACCUCUCCAGCCCCGGAUAGGGAGGACGAGAAGCAGCAUGAGUUCGUGCUCAGGGAGGAAGACGGCCCCCCGGGGCUGCAACAGGCUGACAGCAGGAGGGACCUCUGCUCCCUGAAGAAACCCAGAGCGAGGCCCCACUGCUGA
Tupaia belangeri chinensis (Chinese tree shrew) is the source of this 1540-nucleotide messenger RNA. RefSeq names its product immunoglobulin superfamily DCC subclass member 3 (gene IGDCC3). The transcript is spliced from 9 exons. Bases 23 to 1540 code for a protein of 505 amino acids. Gene Ontology annotation, molecular function: protein binding. Gene Ontology annotation, biological process: cell-cell adhesion. The record is from RefSeq and is a predicted model, not a curated record. NCBI's taxonomy places the organism in Eukaryota, Metazoa, Chordata, Mammalia, Scandentia, Tupaiidae.